UUCCCCCACCUCCCCUCAUCCUCUUUCCCCCUCCCUCCCUCUCCUUGUAUACCGUACGAUUUCUUCCACCUCUUCUUAACCCACCUCCAUCCCUUUACCCCAAUCACGACGCCCAAUUGAACCUCUUCACUUACCGUCUAAUCACUCAAAACCCACAAUGUGUCCUCCCGCGAUCAUCGCCCCCUCCAUCCUGAGCGCCGACUUCGGCACCCUGGGCAGCGAAUGCUCGACCAAGAUCGCCCAGGGCGCCGAUUGGCUGCACGUCGACAUCAUGGACGGCCACUUCGUCCCCAACAUCACCUUUGGCGCUCCUGUCGUGUCUGCGAUCCGAUCCCAUGUCGCCCGUCCCACGGAAGCCCACGGCAAGGGCACCUUUGACUGCCACAUGAUGAUCAAAGAGCCGCACAAAUGGGUGAAAGAGUUCAAAAAAGCCGGCUGCGACCUCUACUGCUUCCACUACGAAGCCGCCGUCGCCUCCGUCGCGGCCACCGAGCCCGCCGACACGACCACCACGCGCCACACCUCCCCCAAGGAGCUGAUCCGCUACAUCCACGAGCAAGGCAUGCAGGCCGGUAUCGCCAUCAAGCCUGAUACCCCCGUUGAUGUGCUGUGGGAGAUUCUGGAGAGUGAGGAUGCGAAGGAGAAGCCGGACAUGGUCCUCGUAAUGACAGUACACCCUGGCUUCGGUGGUCAAAAGUUCAUGGCCUCCGAGCUUCCCAAGGUCAAGGCGCUCCGCGAGCGCUACCCGGACCUCAACAUCGAGGUCGACGGUGGUCUGGGGGUUGGCACGAUCGACCAGGCGGCCGAGGCGGGCGCCAACGUCAUCGUCGCGGGGUCGGCGGUCUUUGGCGCCCAGGACCCGGCCGACGUGAUCGAGAAGCUGCGCCAGGCGGUGAACAAGUACCGGAAAGAAGAGUAAAGCCCCCCUGUCAAUCCCAGAAUAUACCUCUUCCUUUGGUUAAUGUACAUUGUGUGUAUGUUUGUCUGCGUGAAUAUACCAUGAGCAUUCUCUCUACUUCAUGUGGUUGAUGUCUAAUUUCUUUUCUAUCGGUUGCGCUUUCGCUCGGUUUUAGUACCCCACUCAGUAUGUUGUAGAUUUGCGAAGAUAAAGGUUUGGAUGCAAGAAGUCGGGUUGGUUUUGCAGCUAAGAG
This is a messenger RNA of Aspergillus saccharolyticus JOP 1030-1, 1151 nucleotides long. RefSeq names its product ribulose-phosphate 3-epimerase RPE1. Bases 158 to 919 code for a protein of 253 amino acids. NCBI's taxonomy places the organism in Eukaryota, Fungi, Ascomycota, Eurotiomycetes, Eurotiales, Aspergillaceae. Gene Ontology annotation, biological process: pentose-phosphate shunt; carbohydrate metabolic process; pentose-phosphate shunt, non-oxidative branch. The transcript is spliced from 3 exons. Gene Ontology annotation, molecular function: metal ion binding; D-ribulose-phosphate 3-epimerase activity. The record is from RefSeq and is a predicted model, not a curated record. Gene Ontology annotation, cellular component: cytosol.